AUGUCAGACAGACAAAAUAACCAAGGCGGUCCUCAAGUGCUACUUACCCGUCCCACUGAAGGGGACAUGGUUCAACAGCGACUUGACUCCCGGAAGUUGUCACAGAAAAGGAGAACGAAACAUAAUUAUUUGCUACCGCCACUGGAUACCCGCAAGUCAAUGGAGAACGAAAAACAUAGAAAGUACGACACGACUGAAAUAGCUUCUUUGCUCACUGUCAGCUACGCAAAAUCAAAAGAUGUUACGGAAGUCAACUCAAAUAUAAUCUAUCUAUCUAUCUAUCUAUCUAUCUAUCUAUCUAUCUAUCUCGCUAAUUCAAUCUCUUCUCUAUCUGUCUGUCUGUCAGUCUAUCUAUCUAUCUAUCUCUCUAUCUAUCUAUCUAUCUCACUCAACUCAUAUCUAUCUCUCUCGGCCUAUUCCUAUCUUUCAUCUCUUUCAUCUAUCUCAGCCUCUGGGACAAGUACCGGAUGGGUUGCCCGAAGAAUUAGCACCUUUCCAUCGCUGUCGCCUUUCUUCUAUCCUGACAAAUAUAAUCUAUCUAUCUAUCUAUCUAUCUCGCUAAUUCAAUCUCUUCUCUGUCUGUCAGUCUAUCUAUCUAUCUAUCUAUCUAUCUAUCUAUCUAUCUAUCUCACUCAUCUCAUAUCUAUCUCUCUCGGCCUAUUCCUAUCUUUCAUCUCUUUCAUCUAUCUCAGCCUGUUCUCGUCUCUCUCUCUCUCUCUCUCUCUCUCUUCUUUCUUUCUUUCUUUCUUUCUCUCUCUCUCUUCUCUCUCUCUAUAUAUAUAUAUAUAUAUAUAUAUAUAUAUAUAUAUAUGA
Messenger RNA from Acanthosepion pharaonis, 813 nucleotides. NCBI's taxonomy places the organism in Eukaryota, Metazoa, Mollusca, Cephalopoda, Sepiida, Sepiidae. The record is from the annotation of a GenBank genome assembly.